Messenger RNA from Gigantopelta aegis, 2083 nucleotides. RefSeq lists its product as uncharacterized. The transcript is spliced from 11 exons. The coding region runs from base 110 to 1066 and encodes 318 amino acids. Lineage: Eukaryota; Metazoa; Mollusca; Gastropoda; Neomphalida; Peltospiridae. The record is from RefSeq and is a predicted model, not a curated record.
UAAGAAGAUAGUGGGACAUAAAAAAGCCGACAAAGUCUUUUAAACUUAUUCUGGAACGAUUUCGUGCAGACACUUGUUUUGAACUUGAAGAAACCUGAAAGCUGAAAUAAUGAGCAUCAGUGAUGAAGAUAAGAUUGUCCGAUGUCUUUUUGAAUAUGCCUGCAAAUACAAACUUUAUGACGUUAUUCAUGAAUUACUUGAAAAAUUUCCUACUUCAACACAAAUUUCACACAUCAGAUUGGCUCUGGCAGCAAUCUCUAAAAUAGUCACUGAUGAAGAUGUAGAAAAUUAUGAUCUGGCAUUGACCAUAAUUGAAGAAAUUCAUAUUUAUUCCAAAACUAAGGUUUACGAACAACUUAAAGAAUCAUUCCAAAAGAAGACUAAUGAAAAUGCAGACACACUGAAAAGAGUUUUAGGAAAUUGUGUGAAUGUUUUAGAAGCAAAGCUACCAUUAAGAAAUGUGCAACAGACCCAUCAGUCUUCAUCCAUGCGGAUUCUGAGUGAUGGUUUAUUGAAUCACCUGCAAACGGGUUCCCAUGAUGACUUACUGGGGCUUGCCAAAUUACUGGGUUCUCACACUCAAAGUCAUGAAGAAUUGAUGGACAAUGCACAGAGCAGACUCAGCUGCUCCUUUUCAAUGCUGACCGGUAGAUCAAUCGUACCGGACAACACAAGCCCUGUGGAAGGAGACCAGAUAUACACUGUGUCGAGCAGCAGUGACAGCGGUCCGCUGACUCAGUCUGGUGUGACUGACAAAGAGCACGAGACGUGCAGCCAAGAUCAUGUCAGCGAGACAGACGAACAUGAGGACAUUCUCUGCCAACAGGAUGUUUCUCCAACAUUUUCUUCUCAUGAAAAAAGAGUUGGAAGGAGAAAUGAUCCUAGUACUGAAGACAUUAUUCUUGCAUCUUCUGAUGACGAGACUUCAUCAAUAGAAUCAUUUCCACAAAUUAAAGUGUCAAAAAGGUUUGGAGGGCUCUGUGUUAUCAAACUGCACAAAGAUGCAUCCCUGUCAGAGAGCAUCAGUGAUCCAAAAACAAAUCAACCAGUAGACAUUUUUCGAUGAUUGUUGUAAGUUCCAUUCUGCGAAAUCUCUGUAAACCAACUUUCAUGUGACCCACAGCUAAGUAUUUAUGUUCGAGAAGACAGAAGAAGAAAAGACUUUCUGUAAAUUACCCUCCUUUGUAACAAUUAAAAUGGAAAAACAAUGUGCAACUUUCUACAUAUGGGGAAGAGAAAAGCCCCUUUAGGCAGUUGAUUAAUUAGCUGCAUUAGUGGUGUGAUCCAAACAGUUAGUAAUUUGUAAUGCAUCACUCAGGACUGUAUCAAGAAAGGCAACCACUGGGGAGGUCAGAUGGAUAUGUCGGAACUAGAGCUGGGCGGUAUUGAAAUUUCAGGUUUGGUAUCGGUAUUUUUGGGGUGACUUACCUUAGUAUCGGUAUUUUUGGGGUGACUUACCUUAGUAUCGGUACGGUAUUCGGUAUUGAUACAAUACAGAUACUGAUAUCGAGCACGAUUUUCAGUAUUUUGAAUGCAUGCCAGAGUUAUGUCUCACCUGCUAAUUUCAUCUAAUUAAUUAAUAAAAUUAAAUUCCAUACUCAAGGCCCUCAUUUCUUUUCUUUUCAGCUGUUUGGGUACGUCAGAUAUAUUGUUAGUGCUUUACUAAAUAGCGCAGGGCACAAUAUUUCACGCGAACCGCCGUUCUGUUCGCAGGUUAGUUACGCAAAGUUAAAUUUACACGAACCGCAAACAGGUUUUGUCAUGACCUGUAAACAUUCAGAAAUUAAAACUAGCAAACUUCACGAUUACAGGACGUUUAUUCAUGCAGACAUACUACUAGUACUUCGACAAAUGUUUUAGGCUGAAUUUUAGAUACUUAUGCGCAGCAAAUCAGUAAACAACGUUAUAUUUCAAUAGUUGUAAUUUGCAACCAGUAAAUGUUCAGUAUAGAGUCAAGUCAAAAGUUUUAAAGAAAUGUGCUCAGACUGCUGGGGACGGCUAAAUUAUCUGCUGCUAUUUUAUCCCUAAAGGAAUAUAUGUAGAAAUAAUAUUGGAUUGCCUAUAAUUUUGCAUAUGUUAAAAA